AGUUAGCAUGUUAACGGUUGAACUCGUUGUAUUAUCGUAUUGACUGACAUAUCGAUUUAAGAAAAUAACUGUUCUAUGUUAAAUAAAGGAUAAAUAUGUAACUUCUCUUCAUUCACAAACUUUCAUGGUUGGCAGUCAUAACUAAAGUUAAUUGAUUUUUAUCUUACCUGCAUUUCACUUCAUAUCUUUACAUACAUUUAAAUGAGAGUUAAAGGUACUUACCAGUAAUUCAAAAUGUAAGAAUUUACUGAGAAGAUAAAAGGACUAAUAAACAAGACAAUUUUGUCAUUAUUUUUAACAAAUAUGACAGCACAAGAAGAUCCGUUCGAUUUUUUUUCAUAUCAUAUGCCAGAUGUAUCACGCUGGAAUAUUUCCGGUGGGUUUGAUUCGGAAAGACCAUAUUCGUCGUGUACGGAAAAUGGCAUUUGUAAAUGGGAUUUAAACUUUACCGAUGGUAAAACUCAAAUUGUGAACCAUUUCAAUGGGUCAAUUCCGCCGCUUCCCCGAGAAAUGACAUUUAAUGAUGAUAGUGUUCUUUCUGUGAUUGCAUAUUCUUGUCUCUUUGUGAUCGCUGCUACCGGAAACUUGACUGUUCUGAUAACUUUGUUAAGGAGUCGGACUAUUAAAUCACGUGUCAACACCUAUAUUAUGCACCUAUCUAUCGCCGACCUAAUUGUUGCCUUUGUUAUGUUGCCUUUGGAAACCGUAUGGAAUAUCACCGUUUCAUGGGAGGCAGGUGACGCAGCAUGCCGAAUCUUGAUGUUUUUUCGUGCUCUUGGAUUUUAUUUAUCUUCCUUUGUUUUGGUGACGAUAAGUCUUGACAGAUAUUUUUCAAUAGUGCACCCAAUGAGUAUUCAUGAUGCUGAACGCCGAGGCAAAUUAAUGAUAUCCUUAGCUUGGGCUCUUAGUGUGAUAGCCAGUCUACCACAGAGUAUAAUAUUCCAUGUAGAGCGACAUCCAAUUUUUACUUGGUACACACAGUGUGUGACAUUUGGUUUUUUUCCGACACCAAGACAUGAGCUAGCUUACAACUUGUUUAAUCUAAUCACAGUUUAUGUAACACCUUUGGUAAUCAUCACUACAUCCUAUUGUUUGAUACUUCAUAAAAUCUCAAAGAAUGCAAAGCUAGCUAAAGAUGAUUGCCUUGAAUAUGGUGAAUUUAAAUAUAGAUGUCAUACGUUUCCAGCUCAUCACUGUGCCCGAGCAGGAAAAAUAGGAAAAGCAAGAAUACGCACAUUAAAGAUGACGUUAGUAAUAGUUACAGUAUUUAUUCUGUGUUGGACACCUUAUUUCUUUAUGGCGGCAUGGUGGUGGAUAGAUAAGAAAUCCGCCCAGGCUAUCAACCCAAAGGUACAAAGAGGAUUGUUUAUAUUUGCUGUUUCCAAUUCGUGUAUAGACCCUAUUGUUUAUGGUAUGUUUACAACAGCUUUUAGACGUGAAGCACGGAAAUGGAGAGGUUGGUUUAAGAGACGACUUAGUGAAAUGGGCCUGUAUACAUUAACACCAAAUACUGCAAUAGCACAGGAGUUCUUCAAAUGAAUCGAAUAACAUUCUUGUGAUAUAUACCAUAAGUGUCUUACACAGAACUCUGAUGAUUUAUCAAUUGUUAACUUAUGAUAAAGAGUAAAAAAUCUAUUCUUUUUCUUACAAGUAUAUACAUACAGCAUUACAAAAACAUUUCUGUUUUAAAAAAAAAAAUUGUUUGUUUACAUUUUUACUAUUACUGACGCAUUUGCGUGUUAUAUUAUGUAAUGAAAGAUUCUUCUUCGAUGAUAUUAAAACAUGCAUUAUGCAAUACAUUAUUUGAUAAGCAAAUUAACAGAUUUCAGGUAACAACCAUUUAGCAUUCUUUAAAAUAUGUAAUGUCUUUAGUUUUUAGUGAAAUUAAAAAACCUACAAAACAAUGUAAUAUUAACAACUAUGUUUGUUUCAUAAUAAUGUGGUUACUGUUUGCAUAAUAUAUGCAUGACUCACAGUGUUAAAAUAUUUUAAUCUCUAGGCAAGUUUCUUUCAUCAGGGUAAAUUUGUC
Messenger RNA from Mytilus trossulus (common blue mussel), 2029 nucleotides. RefSeq names its product adipokinetic hormone/corazonin-related peptide receptor variant I-like. Gene Ontology annotation, molecular function: vasopressin receptor activity; peptide binding. Gene Ontology annotation, cellular component: plasma membrane. The transcript has 6 exons. Lineage: Eukaryota; Metazoa; Mollusca; Bivalvia; Mytilida; Mytilidae. Gene Ontology annotation, biological process: cellular response to hormone stimulus; G protein-coupled receptor signaling pathway. The coding region runs from base 304 to 1539 and encodes 411 amino acids. The record is from RefSeq and is a predicted model, not a curated record.